Ostrinia furnacalis (Asian corn borer) is the source of this 1569-nucleotide messenger RNA. It is a transcript of the gene P32, whose product is annotated as complement C1q binding protein P32. Gene Ontology annotation, biological process: cytosolic ribosome assembly. Bases 110 to 937 code for a protein of 275 amino acids. Gene Ontology annotation, cellular component: mitochondrial matrix. The transcript has 5 exons. NCBI's taxonomy places the organism in Eukaryota, Metazoa, Arthropoda, Insecta, Lepidoptera, Crambidae. The record is from RefSeq and is a predicted model, not a curated record.
CUGGCAACACAGAUAAUUCCUGUCUGUGAGCCUGUAGCGUUCUAUUUCUUUGUCAAAUUUUCGAAUAAUUUUCUGUAAAAGCGCAUUGUUUUGCUGCUAAUUAUCAAAAAUGAACGGUUUAGUAAAAACCGCGCACAGAGUUAUACAAAGUUGCGUCAAGCAUACCGGUCUGACCGGGGCUUUAGUAUCGCGUUCUCAGACCCCAGUGAAACGUGAUUUCACGCGAGGAAUAUGGCACAUGAGCUGUUCAAAGAGGCUAGAUGGGCCGCCAGCUGCCUCCAGCUUGCUCCACAACCAUUCCAACACAUGCAGCUGCGGCUGCGGCUUGAAGGCGCUCCACACAAAAGGUGAGAGGGAAUUAGUGGAGUUCCUCACCGAGGAGAUUGUGGCAGAGCGAAAGGCACAGAAGACAAAGGCCCUGCCCGCCGAGGUGGAGGGCUUUGCAGUGAAGGGAGACGGAGCAGAAGUAGUCCUCACCAAGAAACUGCAAGAUGAAUUAGUACGAAUAACAUUCAACGUGAACCACACGGUGGACUCCGACGACUUCGAGGGAGACGCCCAGCCGGAGAAGCAGGAGUUCGCCGAGAUGCGCUCCAAGCCGCAGUUCGAGGUGGACCUGGUCCGCGGGGACACAACGCUCGGCUUCACGUGCUCCUUCCUGCAAGAGCCCCCGCCGACUGCUGGCGAUGAGUACAACGACAUCUUCGGGAUCGAUGAGGUGACCAUCUACAAGGGCGAGUGGAACGACAAAGUCUACGCAGUCGCGGGAGAUGUUCUCGAUGGGUAUCUAUACGACCUUCUGAUGAACCUGCUCGAGGAGAAAGGCGUCAGCAACGAGUUCGUGCAGAAGCUCUCCGACUUCAGCACCGCCUACGAACACGCCGCCUACAUCAACCUCCUCGAGACCAUCUCCAAAUUCACCAUCGGGAAACAAUAAACCAUCAGUCCAUAUAGAUAGCUGGUGGCAUUAUGACCUCUUUUUAAGCAGUAAAUGUUUUAGUUUACGGCUCAGCGAUAAGCGAUAGAUCACAGUGACGUUGUCUAUGGUUCUAUAGUUUAAAAAAAGCAUGCUGCUUAUCGCUGCCAAUAAGAGGUCAUAAUAAUCCAUUAGUACUCUAGCUGUUGGCUCUUGAAUAGUGAUAGACAGGACGCGUAGACAGAUUGGUAAACAUUACAGACCCAACUGCUAAAUUGUGCUCUAUUCAAAUUUCAUUAUACUGCAGGCUCAGUACUAUGUUACAUCUUGAUUUUUAUUUUCAAGGUUUGUUAAAAUUGCACACAAAUUAUUACGAUUAUUCUGUUAAAUAAUUUUCCAAUUAUUUUCAUUGAGUUACUUAUUUAUUUGUACCUAUGUAAUUUGACAGUUAUUAUAACAUUUUCGCUUAUCGAAAUAUUAUCAUUGCCUAAAAAGUCAUUAUCUGAAAAAACUUGACCACAAUAUUGUGUUACUCUGGCGACAGACGUUGGAAGGAAAGGCAUUUAUUUCCUGUAGGACAGCUUUAAAGGUGUUAGUUUAGUUAGUGGACACGUAUGUGUUAUUUGUUCAACAAUUUUAGUGUUAAAUAAUAU